Morchella importuna is the source of this 2022-nucleotide messenger RNA. RefSeq lists its product as uncharacterized. The coding region runs from base 1 to 2022 and encodes 673 amino acids. The transcript has 5 exons. The record is from RefSeq and is a predicted model, not a curated record. Gene Ontology annotation, molecular function: protein binding. NCBI's taxonomy places the organism in Eukaryota, Fungi, Ascomycota, Pezizomycetes, Pezizales, Morchellaceae. Gene Ontology annotation, cellular component: mitochondrial matrix.
AUGCCUGAAAUCGUCAAAAAGCGAAAACGCACCGCCCCCAAAAAGGACACAGAAGACACCGAAUCCAGUGACAAUGGCCCCGACGCAAUGGAGAUCCUGCGGCGGCACUUUGAGAGCCAGUUUGCGCCGCUGCCGGAGGUGAAGGGUGCCAAAAAAUCCAAGGCUGCCAAGAAGGACUCGGGGAAGAAGAAGAAGGCGAAGACUGGGGUGAUUGAAGAAGGUGAUGAUGAUGAUAGUGGCAGUGGGAGUGGGAGUGAGUGGGAGGGCCUCUCGGAAGAAGAAGAUAAGAAGCUCACAGCACCAGCGCCAGAAGUAAUCCACUUCACCGCCAGCGACCCCCUGCUCAAAACCGCCAAGCUCCCCAAAAGCAUCCUCAAGCCCUUCAUCUCCACCAAACCGCCCGCCCUCCGCGCGCCCUCCCCCCCCACCACCGCCCCCUCCAAACCCGACGAAUCCGACGAAGAAGACACCACCACCGAAGCGCACCACCUCCAAAACGACCUGGCCCUCCAGCGCCUCCUCCGCGAAUCCCACCUGCUCGACGCGAACCUCGAAGCCACAGGCAAGAACCGGCUCAAAGCGAUCGAGGCGCGCGUGCAGGCGCUGGGCGGGAGGGACCUGACGAAGCACAAGAUGCCGAUGGCGGCCCGGGUGUGGAUGGAGAAGUCGCGCAGGGCGAAGGAGGAGAAGCGGCGGCGGGAGGCGCGGGAGGCGGGGAUCGUGCUGGAGAGGGAGGUGAGGGUGAAGAAAAAGGGGGGGGAGGGGAAGAGGAGGGAGAGGGGGGCGUUUGGGCCGAGUGUGGGGAAGUUUAGGAAUGGGACGUUGGUGCUGAGUAGGAGGGAUGUGAUGGAUAUUGAGGGGAGGGGGGAGGGGAAGGGGGGUGGGAAGAGUGGGAAGAGUGGGAAGGGGAUGGGGGGGAAGGGGAAGGGGGUAAGGGGAAGAAGAGGAGCCAAGCACCCCAGCACCCCCACCAACGUCAUCCCUCAUCCCUCACCCUCAUCCCUCACCCCGCCCAUCUCAAAAACACCCAACCCAACCAUGACCCUCCUCCGACCGCCCCUCCUCCUCCUCCGACGCCCUCUCCUCCGCCGCCGCCGCACCUACAGCACCCACCCCCCCCCCGCGCCGCCGCCAGCAAAAGGAAUCGCCCUCCUCCCCGACCGCGCCCUCAUCUCCGUCGCCGGCCCCGACGCACCGAAAUUCCUGCAGGGCCUCGUAACAUCGCAGGUCCCGCCGCCAGACGGGAAUGGCACAUACUCGUGCUUCCUGAACUCGCAGGGCCGCAUGAUCUCCGACGCAUUCAUCUACCCCACCCCCACCCACGAGCCCCGCUACCUCAUCGAGCUCUCCGCCCCCACCGCGCCGCACCUCCUCACCACCCUGCAGCGCCGCAAGCUCCGCAGCAAAAUCACCCUCUCCCCCGUAGCCCCCUCCACACUCUCCGUCUGGGCCGUCUGGGACGACACCACCCUCUUCCACCCCGCAGACCCCACCCACUACAAGCUGCGCCGCUACCUCCGCGGCGUGCCAGAGGGGUCGGUGGAGCUGCCGGCGGAGGCGGCGCUGCCGCAGCAGAGCUGUCUGGACUAUAUGGGCGCCAUUGACUACCGCAAGGGGUGCUACGUUGGGCAGGAGCUGACGAUCCGCACGUACCACACCGGCGUUGUGCGGCGGCGGGUGCUGCCUGUUCAGUUCAGUCCUGUUCCUUUCCCCGCAGACGAGGAGGGGGAGGGGAGGGUGGUGUAUGAUCCGAGUAUGGAGGUUCCGGGGGUGGAGGUGGGGGCGGCGGUGAGGAGGGUGGGGAGGAGGGCGAGGGCGCCUGGGGUCGUGCUGGGGCAGGUGGGGAAUGUGGGGCUGGCGCUGUGCAGGUUGGGGGUUAUGACGAGGGGGGAGGAUGAUGGGGGUGAGCGUGAGUGGAGGAGUGGGGACCAGUUUGUGGUGGGGGAGGAGGGAAAGGAAGUGUGGGUGAGGGCAGUGGUGCCGGAGUGGCAUAAGGAGAGGGCAGAGGCUUUGAAGAGGUAG